AGAAAAGAAAGAAGAACCCUUUUCGCCACCAAAGUGGCCGUAUCCUCUCCUCUCUGGUGGGGUCUUAGAUAGAGAGAUCAAACGUUUUCUCUUCCUUCUUAGCAGUUUCUUGAGCGUGCUCUCCAAGGGAUACUGUCUACUUCAACUCUCCCCAACUCUUGUAUAAGUACUUCUCCUUUGUUGAAACCCAAAUCAUUUGAAAACAGAGAGAGAGAGAAACAGAGAGAAAACAGAGAGAGAAACAGAGAGAAAACAGAGCAAAGCUAUGGACUUUCUUGGUUCCACGAACGCUAACGGUAUGUUAACAACGUUCUUGUCGUUCUGGGAAUCUAGGUCUUUUCUUCUGGAACCUAUAUUCGUUAGAUGUGUCUCUGGUUUCUUGCACGGAGUUUUGUUGCUGGUUCUGUUUUGCUCAUGGGUUCGUUACAAACUUAGGGGAAACAAUGGUUUUGGUUCUGUAGUUAUAGAGAGUUUAAAAGAUAAGAGAGGUUUCGGGUUUAAGUCGGUUCUGUUUUGUAGUUUAGCUCUGUCUCUCCUUAAUCUCCUGUUCACGUCUUUGAGUGGUUUCUACUGGUACGAGAGUGAUUGGUUAGAUGAAGAGAAGCUAGUUUCUCUCGUCGGGUUUCUAUUACCAACGGUGUCUUGGGGGGUUUUGUCGGUUUCCUUGCAUCGUUGCAGCGAUUAUGAGCAGAGAAAGUCUCCACUUUUGCUUAGGAUCUGGUUGGGUUUCUAUCUCGCGGUUUCUUGCUACUCUCUUGUGGUAGACACUGUUAUGUACAAGAGACAUGUCCAUCUUCUAGUGUACGACAUAGUUUCUGUUGGUGGUGCUUUGCUUCUCGGCUACGUGGCUUUCUUCAAGAAAGCUAGAGGAGGCAACGGCAACGGCAACAGCAAUGGAGGUUUGGAAGAGCCACUCUUGAAUGGAGCUUCAACCGUUGGUGAUGGGGGGAGUGAUGAGACUACUCCUUACUCUAGAGCUGGCAUUCUCAGUCUCUUGACUUUCUCUUGGAUGGGUCAACUGAUAGAGGUUGGAAACAAGAAACCUCUUGAUCUUGAAGAUGUUCCACAGCUUCAUGAUAGCGACAGUGUAGUUGGGUUAGCACCUAAGUUCAGGACUAUGCUUGAAGAAUCAUCAUCAGAUGGUGGUGAUGAAAGUGGGAGAAGUGGCGUGACAACGUUCAAGCUCAUGAAAGCACUGUUCUUUUCAGCUCAGUGGGAGAUACUAGUGACUGCAUUCUUUGCUUUCAUCUACACGGUGGCUUCAUACGUCGGACCAGCACUCAUUGACACGUUCGUCCAGUACCUCAACGGACGUAGACAGUACAACAACGAAGGGUAUAUGCUAGUCAUCACUUUCUUUCUCGCUAAGCUUGUGGAGUGUCUCUCGCAGAGACAUUGGUUCUUUAGGUUACAGAAGGUUGGUAUCAGGAUGAGAUCUUCCUUGGUGGCGAUGAUAUACGAAAAGGGUCUCACUCUUUCAUGUCACUCAAAGCAAGGACGCACAAGCGGUGAGAUUAUAAACUUCAUGACUGUGGAUGCUGAGAGGAUUGGUAAUUUUAGUUGGUAUAUGCAUGAUCCAUGGAUGGUUUUGUUACAAGUUGGUCUAGCUCUGUGGAUCUUGUAUAGGAAUCUUGGAUUAGCUUCCAUAGCAGCUUUGAUUGCAACCAUUCUAGUAAUGCUUGUGAACUUCCCAUUUGGGAGGAUGCAAGAGAGGUUUCAGGAGAAGUUAAUGGAAGCUAAAGAUAACAGGAUGAAAUCAACGUCUGAGAUCUUGAGAAACAUGAGGAUUCUCAAACUUCAAGGAUGGGAGAUGAAGUUUCUGUCCAAGAUAUUCGAUCUUAGGAAGUCUGAGGAAGGUUGGUUGAAGAAGUAUGUGUAUAACUCAGCUGUUAUAAGCUUUGUUUUCUGGGGAGCUCCUACUUUGGUAUCAGUCUCUACCUUUGGUGCUUGUAUACUUCUUGGCAUCCCACUUGAGUCCGGAAAGAUACUCUCAGCGCUUGCAACGUUCAGGAUCUUGCAAGAGCCAAUCUACAAUCUUCCAGACACUAUCUCCAUGGUUGUGCAGACCAAAGUCUCUCUUGAUAGAAUUGCAUCUUAUCUCUGCCUAGACAACUUACAGCCAGAUGUUGUAGAGACGCUUCCUCAAGGAGGUUCAGACAUAGCUGUGGAAGUCACCAACAGCACUUUAUCAUGGGAUGUAUCAUCUGAAAGCCCAACUUUAAAAGACAUCAACUUCAAGGUCCUUCCUGGGAUGAAGGUUGCAGUUUGUGGUACUGUUGGCUCUGGGAAGUCAAGCUUGCUUUCAUCUAUACUUGGAGAAGUACCAAAGAUAUCUGGAAGUCUUAAGGUUUGUGGGACAAAGGCCUACGUUGCACAAUCUCCUUGGAUUCAGAGUGGUAAAAUUGAGGACAACAUCUUGUUUGGUAAGCCUAUGGAAAGAGAACGGUAUGAGAAGGUGCUUGAAGCAUGUUCUUUGAGUAAGGACCUGGAGAUACUCUCAUUUGGUGAUCAGACUGUUAUAGGAGAGCGUGGGAUCAAUCUGAGUGGUGGACAAAAGCAAAGGAUACAGAUUGCACGUGCUAUCUACCAAGAUGCAGAUAUUUAUCUGUUUGAUGAUCCUUUUAGUGCUGUGGAUGCUCACACAGGGUCACAUCUCUUUAAGGAAGUUUUGCUGGGGCUUUUGUCUUCAAAAUCAGUUAUUUAUGUAACUCAUCAAGUUGAGUUCUUACCUGCUGCUGAUCUUAUACUGGUCAUGAAAGAUGGAAGGAUCAGCCAAGCUGGUAGAUACAAUGAUAUCCUCAGCUCAGGAACAGAUUUCAUGGAGCUUAUAGGUGCUCAUCAGGAGGCUCUUGCAGUAGUUGGUUCCGUUGAUGCCAAUUCUGCUUCUGAGAAAGCAGCUUUAGGCGGCCAAGAAGAUGCUAUUGGUUUUGAUGUGAAACAAGAGAGUCAGGAUGUGAAGAAUGAUAAGCCAGACACCGAGGAGACCAAAAGACAACUUGUGCAAGAGGAAGAGAGGGAGAAAGGUAGCGUUGCUUUGGACGUCUACUGGAAAUACAUCACACUAGCCUAUGGAGGAGCUCUUGUGCCUUUCAUAGUGUUGGCACAAGUUCUGUUUCAGCUUCUACAGAUUGGUAGCAACUACUGGAUGGCUUGGGCUACUCCUGUUUCUAAAGAUGUGGAAGCUCCUGUGAACAUCUCAACGUUGAUGAUUGUCUAUGUUGCUUUAGCCGUUGGAAGUUCCUUAUGCAUUCUCGUUAGAGCUACACUUCUUGUCACCGCUGGUUACAAGACUGCUACUGAACUGUUUCAUAAGAUGCACCACUGUAUUUUCCGCUCGCCCAUGUCUUUCUUUGAUUCCACACCAAGUGGAAGAAUCAUGAAUAGAGCUUCUACAGACCAGUCAGCGGUGGAUUUGGACAUACCAUAUCAGUUCGGAUCAGUUGCUAUCACAGUCAUUCAACUUAUAGGAAUCAUUGGAGUUAUGUCUCAAGUUUCUUGGUUGGUUUUCCUUGUCUUCAUCCCUGUGGUCGCUGCCUCCAUUUGGUAUCAGAGGUAUUACAUUGCUGCAGCAAGAGAACUUUCACGUUUAGUUGGAGUAUGCAAAGCCCCACUGAUUCAGCACUUUUCUGAAACGAUCUCAGGGUCAACAACCAUCAGGAGCUUCAAUCAAGAAUCAAGAUUCCGUGGUGACAACAUGAGGCUUAGUGAUGGUUACUCUAGGCCUAAAUUCUAUUCAGCUGGAGCAAUGGAAUGGCUCUGCUUCCGCCUUGAUAUGCUAUCUUCGCUCACAUUUGCCUUUUCGCUUGUUUUCUUGAUCUCUAUACCUACUGGAGUGAUUGAUCCAAGCCUGGCGGGAUUAGCGGUGACUUAUGGACUUAGUUUGAAUACCCUGCAAGCUUGGCUUAUAUGGACUCUCUGUAAUCUUGAGAACAAAAUCAUAUCUGUAGAGAGGAUUCUUCAGUAUGCAAGUGUACCUAGUGAACCGCCUCUUGUGAUAGAAUCAAACCGGCCUGAGCAAUCAUGGCCUUCACGUGGAGAAGUAGACAUCCGUGAUCUUCAGGUUCGAUAUGCUCCACAUAUGCCACUAGUGUUGAGAGGAAUAACAUGCACAUUCAAAGGAGGGUUGAGAACAGGUAUUGUUGGAAGAACAGGAAGCGGGAAAUCGACUUUGAUACAAACUCUUUUCCGCAUUGUGGAGCCUUCAGGUGGAGAAAUAAGGAUAGAUGGAGUGAAUAUAUUGACCAUUGGGUUGCAUGACUUGCGUUUGAGGCUUAGUAUUAUACCACAAGAUCCAACCAUGUUUGAAGGAACUGUGAGAAGUAACUUGGACCCUCUUGAAGAGUACACUGAUGAUCAAAUCUGGGAGGCUCUUGACAAGUGUCAAUUAGGAGAUGAGGUGAGGAAGAAGGAGCAAAAGCUGGACUCAUCUGUGAGUGAGAAUGGAGAGAACUGGAGCAUGGGUCAGAGGCAGCUUGUGUGUCUUGGGAGAGUUCUUUUAAAGAGAAGCAAGAUCUUGGUGCUUGAUGAAGCUACUGCUUCUGUUGACACAGCAACUGACAAUCUCAUCCAGAAAACGUUGAGAGAACACUUCUCAGAUUGUACAGUGAUAACCAUUGCACACAGGAUAUCUUCGGUUAUUGACAGUGACAUGGUUCUGCUUCUUAGCAAUGGGAUCAUUGAGGAGUAUGAUUCGCCAGUGAAGUUGCUGGAGAACAAGUCUUCAUCUUUUGCUAAACUUGUUGCUGAGUACACUGCAAGAUCAAGUUCCAGUUUUGAUUAAGCCUCUACUUUCUUGGUGAUAUGAUGACGAUGAAAAAAACACUUACCAUAGUUUUGUUUUAAAAUAUGUUUUCUUUUUAGUUAUAUAACUUGUAAUAUUUUAAGCCAAAUAAUCGAUGAUUCUGCAUCGUUACUUCAAAUUUAUGCAAACAAUGAUGUUUCAUUCUUCUGAUUGGACU
Messenger RNA from Raphanus sativus (radish), 4958 nucleotides. RefSeq names its product ABC transporter C family member 3. Gene Ontology annotation, molecular function: ABC-type transporter activity; ATP binding; ATP hydrolysis activity. The record is from RefSeq and is a predicted model, not a curated record. Gene Ontology annotation, biological process: transmembrane transport. The transcript has 8 exons. Lineage: Eukaryota; Viridiplantae; Streptophyta; Magnoliopsida; Brassicales; Brassicaceae. The coding region runs from base 266 to 4780 and encodes 1504 amino acids. Gene Ontology annotation, cellular component: vacuolar membrane; plant-type vacuole.